GUUUAUUUUUUAUCUUGCCAAUCAGAAUGUCGUGAUUAGAGGCCUCUAGUCGUGAUCAUCGUAAUUGAUCCUUUGGUAUCUUCAUGUCCGGCGACUAGGGAGCUUGGGUAUCCCGAGGUAGUUUGAUGGCAGAUCAGCAGCGGCUCAACGCAAAAGGCUGGAAACGAUCCAUUCGAACACCAAAACCGGAGCUAAGGUUACGUUACGUCGGUUUUUCUGUUGGUCAUCAGAACAACAAGAGCGGCUUCUUCCUGAAGAAGUUCCCACUCGGAAAGGUUUCUGCCGUCGACACUAUCAAAUUUCUGACCAGAAGGAACGCAAUUGCAUACUACGUCGCGAUGGUUCAGCUGCGUGGCAAGACCGAUAUUGAGAAGCCCAAAGUACUGUCGUUCCUGUCCCUAACCGACAAUGAGCUGCUACCGGCAGUGUGCACCUGGGUCUUUUCCAUCAUACGGACCGGAGGAGCUGGGCAUCAGGAAUGAAAGAAAGAGAAGGAGCCAAGGCCGAACCUUGCCUUGAACCUUGUUAGAUGUCGCCGAGGUCGAGGCCGAGGUGGUUCUGUUCCAUGUAUUGCCAAAGGGAACGUUCAAUCCGGUACAACUUUGGCGACUUCAAGCAUUGCUACUCGAACGAAGAUGAACUAAGUCCAUCCGUUACUUCUGACAGAAGUUCAACUAGCAAACUACUUCAGCUGGUACGGUAGCGUUUGGUUCUCGCGAGAGCAGGAACUGUGCAUUACGAAGUGUAUACGAGUGGAAGAAACUGGAUACCAGCUCAGACGAAACCAAGGAAGUGCUGAAACAAUACUUCAGCCGAGAUUUCAGCUGAUCCGGUGUCGAUAAGGGAGGCCGCAUGUUCAAGAGGAAAUAUUCAAGAAUGCUUGCUGGCACUCAGCCAUAACAGCGGGCACAGUUUUUUUGUCUUUAUCAAAGAGGGUUCCAGCCCGAGGCUGGCUCAUCUCUUAAACUAAAUCAGGUUAAUUUCUCUCUUAAACUGAAUCAGGUUAAUUUAAUCAGGUGGAAGUCAAACGUGUCAUUGCUGCCAUGUCAUUCGGCUUGAAGGUAAUGAUGAAAAAGAGGAGUAACUUGUAUUCUCAUCUCUUAUCUUUCUAAAUCAAACAGAAAAUCGUGAAAAUCAAAUAACCAUGCAUUAAAUAAGAUCCGAAAAAACUUAGUUCAUAAAAUAAUACAAACACUCAGUACAGCCUGUAUAAUAACAACACAUUAAAAAGAAAAUUAUUUAGCCAUUUUUUAGUGGAAUGUUUUCAUUGUCAUUAGACGAGUUUAGCACAAUUCCAUUUAAUUCCACCACCUCGUAAUACUUUUACAUAUACGUAUUUCGACCUCAACUGUAAGGUCGUCUUCAGUGUCUCGUACUUGAUACUCGACAAUGUCGAAAAUGGAAUUGUGCUAAACUCGUCUUUUGACAGUAAACACAUAAAAGUUAAUUUUUGAUUGUUGACUAAAAUUGAAUCAGGAUAGAUUUUAAUUAAACUUAAAAGAAAUUUACAAUAUGAUUUUUUGAUUUACAAUUAAUUUUAUUAACAGGGAAAAAUCGACAUUUCUUGCGAGACGCAAAAAA
Messenger RNA from Armigeres subalbatus, 1581 nucleotides. RefSeq names its product elongation factor 1-gamma-like. The transcript is spliced from 2 exons. The record is from RefSeq and is a predicted model, not a curated record. Gene Ontology annotation, cellular component: cytoplasm; nucleus. Gene Ontology annotation, biological process: translational elongation. The coding region runs from base 126 to 482 and encodes 118 amino acids. Lineage: Eukaryota; Metazoa; Arthropoda; Insecta; Diptera; Culicidae.